AUGUCGACCUCCUAUUCUAACCCCGCUCCUACAUCCUCGACAUAUAACCACAUGGCAUCCCGACUGGACCGACUGUCCAAGUAUCUAACAGCCGUCAUCAACGGGACCAAGAAGGUCGAACGAGGCGAGGAUGCAAAGCGAUUGCUGGAGGCCCUGUGUGCCCAACCCGAUCAUCUGCGGUGCAUCGAGCGCGUGCUGGCCUCCUCCGCCGGCAUCCACGCGCUGCAGAACAGCGUCCGGUUGGAUCUGGCACUCGGCUUCCUGAACGGUUCUGUCGCGGCCUUCCUGUGCUAUCUGCAAGACCCCAGCCUCGAAGACUUCGGCAACGGGCAGUUUGUGCGCAAGGUGGUCAGCUAUCUGGUUGAUCCGCCGAUCUUCUGGAACGCCUUUGUAGACGCCCAUACACAACGCUUAUUGAGCGAGGAGGCUGAGCUGGGCUUCGCCUGGCUCCUGUUGAAUCUGCUCGGGUCGCCCUCAUAUUCCUCAGACGUGAUCCGGAUCGCCCAAGAAGACCGGGAGCGCCGAUCGUUCCUGGACUCCCCCUCGCUCCGCAUCAGAACAGUGGGCUACCGCAUCGACAACUUCCUUCAGACCAUCGCCGUCCAGGUCACCCCAGAGGAGAGCUACCGGCCCGGCGGGCGACACGACAAUGACUGCGAGGACUUCCGCCAGAUCGCCAUCCUGCCGACCCCCGAUGAGAUCGUGUCGACGGACCUGCCCUACUACCGACUAGCGGAGGAGAUUUACCGCGUGCCCUUCGACCAGCGCCCCGCCGUCCAUCAUGACAACCAGUUCCGGCUGCUGCGGGAGGAUCUGUUGGCCGAGCUUCGCAACGAUCUGCUGAUCGCCCGCGGCGAGAAGAAGGGACGGCGGUCCGCCCGCCCCGUCGACGGGCUUCGAUUUUCUAAGGUCGACUGCGGGGAGCCCAUCCGUCGCAGGACCGCCCGGCUGCUUUUCUGUUGCACCAGGGGUCUGCCCCAACUCGCUGCCCUGCAACAGACUGAUCGCCAGAAGCUCCUGGACACCGACAAGAAUGUCCUCAAGCAUCAAUCCUUUGGGUGUCUGCUCUACGGGGCGGAGAUCAUUGCAUUCGCAUCGGUCGACCGCGGAGCGUCUUCACUUGUGGACAACGUCCCGACGCUGGCAUUGGACGUGUCGGGCCACGAUGGGCUGAGUCGGGUUCUUCUGUAUGCGAAGAUCAACUCCUUGUUUACGUUUCUAGCCGUGAACACCCCGGUAUUUGCAUAUGAACCGAUCCUCCGGCGGCUGCAGGAAAAGGUGGAAUUUCCCAUGUCUGACAUCCUGCUCGCCGCGGAGCCCCGGCAGCAGCCGCUGGCCCUCGGUUCUAAACUCACCUCCAUUGUCACUCAAAUCCGGACGAGCCACGGGAAAAGCCUGCAGGGUGUCCUAGGCGCCCCGCGUGAGGUCUCUCUGGAUGCGUCGCAGGUAAAAUCGCUCUUGGACGGGUUGGAACAGAGGAUUAGCGUCAUCCAGGGACCCCCAGGGACCGGAAAGUCAUUCAUCGGGGCAUUGAUCGCCAAGAUUCUGCAUGACUAUACCAGCAAGACGAUGAUGGUCAUUUGUUACACGAACCAUGCAUUGGAUCAAUUUCUCGAGGAUCUGAUGGAUAUUGGCAUCCCGGAUACCUCCAUGGUCCGGCUGGGUGCCAAAUCCACUGCUCGAACCAAGGCCCUGAGUCUCAUGGAUCAGCCGGCCGGAAAGUCGGCGUCCAUUUCAUGGCCGCUCGUCGUGAAGAAGAGGGCAGAGUUGGACGACCUGGCAAACCAGUUAGAGUUAGUCGUCUGUAACUUCACCAGUGGCCGGGUCAGCAAAGGGGAGAUGCUCGAGUACCUGGAGUUUUCCGAUGAUUCCGAUUUCUUCGAUGCGUUCGUCGUCCCGGACCUGGACUCGGGUAUGCAACGGGUGGGAAAGAAGAACAAGAGAAUCGAUCGAUUCUACCUGUGGGACUCCUGGCAGGGUGGGAGAGACGCUGGCGUGUUCAGGGGUGCCGUGAGCCCCCAACACGCCCAUAUCUGGAUGAUGCCCAUCGCCAGGCGCAGAGAACUGAUAUCCAAGUGGCAGAAAAGCAUUUUACAGGAGAGUUGCGCCGGUGUGGUGGAGCUGAUCGGGAAAUAUAAUGCCGUCGACAGGGAGCUGCAGGAAUACUUUUAUGACAAAAAGCACUCCUCGGUCCUGAAGCAGAAGCGCAUCGUCGCAUGCACCACCAACGCGGCCGCCCGUUAUGACCGUGCCUUGCAGAUGGCCAAGCCAGACGUCAUUCUGGUCGAAGAGGCCGGCGAGAUCCUGGAGAGCCACGUCCUCACCGCGAUGACCGCCAACACCGAGCAAGUGGUACUGAUCGGAGAUCACAAGCAGCUUCGGCCCAAGGUGAACAAUUACAAUCUGUCGGUGGAGAAGGGGGACGGGUUCGAUCUUAAUAGGUCACUGUUCGAACGGCUCAUUCUGCGGCAGUAUCCCCACACCUCGCUCUCGAAGCAGCAUCGCAUGCGCCCGGAGGUCUCCCAACUGAUCCGACAUCUCACGUACCCGGAGCUCGAGGACGCCGAACGAACCCGUCAACGACCGCGACUGCGGGGAUUUCAAGGCGAGGUCAUCUUUAUGCACCAUGACCAUCUGGAGAGUGACUUGAAUGUGGCAGAGAAGAGAGACCCCACAAUUAAAUCUAGCAAGCAGAAUCUAUUCGAGGUCCAGAUGGCCCUGAUGGCAGUUCGGUAUCUAGGACAGCAAGGCUACGGUACAGACAACAUUGUCGUCUUAACGCCUUAUCUCGGCCAGUUGUCGCUCCUUCGGACGGAGCUGAGCAAGACAAACGACCCGAUCCUGAAUGAUCUCGACUCCAACGAUCUGGUAAGGGCGGGGCUUCUCAGUCCCGGCAUGGCAAAGUCAGCCAGGACCGCCAUCCGGAUCUCAACUAUCGACAAUUACCAGGGCGAAGAAAGCGACAUCGUGGUGGCCACCCUGACCCGUAGCAAUGAGGCGGGAGAUAUAGGGUUCAUGGCAGCCCCUGAGCGAGUCAACGUGCUGCUCUCCCGAGCACGCAAUGCCCUUCUCAUGAUUGGGAACGCCAACACCUUUCUCAAGAGCCGCAAAGGCCAAGCGACGUGGCAGCCUUUAUUUGAUCUGCUUCGGGAAAAUGGGCACGUCUAUGACGGGUUUCCAUUGCGGUGUGAGAGACACCCAGAUCGGAAAGUACUCGUUAAAGAACCUCAGCAGUUCCACAAGACAUGCCCCGACGGAGGUUGCAUGGAUCCAUGCCCGGCCCUGCUUGCUUGCAAUAUCCACCAAUGUCCCAGACGUUGUCAUCGACCAGAAGAUCACUCCCAGAUGAAGUGCACCGAAAGGAUCUACACCACCUGUCCGAACAGUCACAAUAGCUUCCGGUCAUGCCACCAGAGUGCCUCUAACCUGCAGUGCACCAAGUUAAUUUACACCACGUGUCCAAAAGGCCACAAGUACUCGUGGCCGUGCCACCGAGGCGAUCCUAAGAAUUGUCAAGUUUGUUUGGAUGAGGCGAUUGAGAAUGAGCGAAAGAAGCUUGAGGAUGCUAAACUGGAGGCAAGGAGACAGGAAAUACAGCGUGAGCAUGCUAGACAAUUGCAGGCGAUUGAUGAGAAGAUCAAGCAACAACGUGAGAUCCUUGCCGGUGUCCAGAAUGAUCGGGCUCGACAGGAUGUCCUCGCCCAAAAGCAGAAGGAACUUCAGAACUUGACAGCCACGGCGAACCGAUCUCGACAGCCUCAGCCGCAGCCUCCGGACACCGCAAACAAAGUGUCCGUGAAUGGAGAGUCGAAGGCGAGACCCGAAGCAAUUGCGUUGCAAUCCGAUGCGAAAGACGAGUGGGAGCGGCAAAAGGAAGCGGAAGGACAGUCAAAUGACGCUUUAGACUCAUUGGUUUCUAUGAUUGGGCUCGAAAAUGUCAAGAAUAGUUUCCUAUCCAUAAAAUCCAAAGUGGAGGUCAUUGUGCGACAAGGCGCCGAUCUUUCCGAUGAGAGAUUUAGCGCAGCUCUCCUUGGAAACCCGGGCACAGGCAUGUCUCUAAGAUUCUCCCCGCCGUGGGAAAUCAUUUUGCUAAUCUUGGAUUCUGAUGUAGGGAAAACCACAGUCGCCCGAUUGUAUGCCCGGUUUCUGAGCACGGUGGGCGUCAUUCCAGGCAGCUUCUUUGUCGAGACCUCCGGGUCCAAGCUGGCAACCGGCGGCAUCCCGGGCUGUCAAAAGCACCUCGACGAGAUCCGAUCCAAUGGCGGAGGCGCCAUCUUCAUCGACGAGGCCUAUCAGUUGACGUCUGGGAACACCGCAGGCGGGAGUGCCGUGUUGGAUUUUCUGCUGGCCGAAGUAGAGAAUCUCACCGGCAAGAUUGUGUUCAUCCUCGCCGGCUACAACAAGGACAUGGAAAGCUUCUUUGCCCAUAAUCCCGGUAUCCCGAGCCGGUUUCCUGUGGAGCUCCAGUUUGACGACUAUACCGAUGUAGAACUGCAGGCUAUUCUUCACCGGUGCAUUGACCGGAAGUACCAGGGACGUAUGCAGGUGGAAGGAGGGGCCCAAGGGCUGUACAUGCGAAUUGUUUCCCGUCGCAUCGGGCAAGGCCGGGGCCGACCAGGCUUUGGGAAUGCCCGUGCGGUCCAGAAUGUCUUUGCCAGGAUUACAGAGCGCCAGGCCAAGCGCUUGGAGCGACAGCGCCGGAAAAAGAAAUCUAGUGACGACAUGUUACUCACCAAGGAAGACCUUCUCGGCCCCGACCCGCGCACGGUGCUGGAAGGAAAUGCUGCCUGGCUCAAACUUCAAAGCUUGACGGGGCUCGAAAGUGUCAAAGAAUCAGUCCAAGCCUUGCUUGACACGGUGCAGACUAACUACCGCCGAGAACUCGAAGAACAGCCUUUGGUUCAGUUCUCGUUGAACAAGGUAUUUGUGGGGAAUCCGGGCACUGGCAAGACCACAGUGGCCAAGCUCUAUGGGCAGAUUCUGGCCGACAUGGGGUUUCUCUCCAAAGGCGAAGUUGUCGUCAAAAACCCAUCUGACUUUGUGGGAAACGUCCUGGGAGCUUCUGAGACCGCGACCAAGGGGAUCCUAGCAGCCAGCCUCGGUAAGGUCCUUGUCAUUGAUGAGGCAUACAUGCUUGCCGGUACUUCUUCCGCCUCGGACGGGUCCGCGCCGGCUGAUCUGUACAAGACAGCAGUGGUAGACACCCUUGUAGCUGAAGUACAAAGUGUUCCGGGCGAUGAUAGAUGCGUUCUCUUGCUGGGGUACAAGGAUGCCAUGGAGAGGAUGUUCCAGAAUGUCAAUGAGGGCCUGUCCCGUCGGUUUCCCAUGAGUGCGGCGUUUCAUUUCGGAGACUACACCGACGACGACCUAGAAACGAUCCUGGAUCUGAAACUGAAGCAAGUGGGUUUCCAGGUCACGUCACAAGCAAGAUCAGUAGUUCGCCAGUGUCUGAGUCGGGAACGCAACAAGCCAAACUUUGGAAACGCGGGUGAGGUGGAUAUCCUUCUCGACAAGGCAAAGCUGCAGCAUCAGAAGCGCCUGUCGGCGAGGCAGACACGUAGAAUUGACCUUCUAGAGCCAGUGGACUUCGAUCCCGACUUUGACCGCGCUGAGAGAGAGUCUGUGAACCUUCGGAACCUCUUCAAGGGAGUUGUUGGCUGUGAAGACCUGAUUGCGCAGCUGGAGGGCUACCAGAAUGUGGUCAGGAAUAUGAAACGGCGGGGGCUCGACCCUCGGCAGCAGAUCCCGUUCAACUUUCUGUUUCGAGGCCCGCCAGGGACGGGCAAAACCUCCACCGCCCGACGCAUGGGGCAGAUCUUCUACGAUAUGGGUAUCCUGGCAACCAAGGAAGUCGUCGACACCUCGGCCACCGAUCUCGUGGGACAGUAUGUCGGGCAUACUGGCCCCAAGACGGAAAAGCUUCUCGAAAAGGGUCUGGGGAAGGUCUUAUUCAUUGAUGAGGCCUAUCGCCUCGCCGACGGGGUAUUCGGGAAAGAGGCCAUGGAUCAGCUGGUUGAUUGCCUGACUAAAGAAAAGUACUACAAAAGGCUGAUCGUUAUCCUGGCCGGUUACGAUCAAGAUAUCAACCGGUUGAUGUCAUCGAAUCCGGGCCUGACCAGCCGCUUUUCGGAGACUGUCUCAUUUACCAACUUGACUCCCACGCAAUGCUGGAAGCUGCUCCAGACUAGCCUCGGGAAGAUUAAAGAGCUUGAUCUCCGCGUUACUAAGGUUCCGAGUGAGGAUUUUCACUCGAAAUGCGUGGGCUACUUGGAACGCCUGGCCACGCUGCCGGGCUGGGGAAACGCUCGUGAUGUGCAGACUAUUGCAGACACGAUCAUUCGCAAGGCUUUUGCUCAACCCCCAGGUAGAGAUAACGAACCAAUCCGUGUUAGUGAGGAAGCAGUUACAUCAGUUCUUCAUUCGACGGUGGGUGAGCGCGAGCAUCGUGCAGCGGCUAUAGUGACAGCGUCAGAAAUGAUGGACAGCCUCAAUCCACCGAUGGCAGAAACGCCGGGCCCCGCACAAGUCCCUCCGUCUUUUAUGACGCAGGCUAGAACAGAAGUACGCGCUCCCUCAGAUUCCGUAUGUCAAGAUGGUUAUCUUUCUUCCGCGUCCGCUACGGUGGAGGAUUGGACCCGCGACCCGGGAGUGUCUCAGGAAGUCUGGGAUCAGCUGCAACUCGACCGGCAGGCGAUGGAAGCAGAGCAACAGCGUUGUGAAGAACUUGCUGCCGAGGAAAAGUUGGUGCAACGUCAAAUUGCGGACAGUAACGAUGAGCCGGAUAACGAGGAGCUGCGGAAGUAUGAAGAGCGGCUGAGGCGUCUUGCCCGGGAGAGGAUCAAGGCGGAGGAGCGCGAGAAGCAAGAGAAGGCAGCGCAGAAGAAACUGCGGACGAUGGGAGUGUGUCCUGUAGGGUACCAGUGGAUCAAACAAGUGACAGGCUAUCGAUGUUCUGCAGGAGGGCAUUUUGUUUCUAAUGAACAGCUGGGCUGAUGGAUGGACUAGUUAUCGG
This is a messenger RNA of Aspergillus sclerotioniger CBS 115572, 7012 nucleotides long. RefSeq names its product AAA family ATPase. Lineage: Eukaryota; Fungi; Ascomycota; Eurotiomycetes; Eurotiales; Aspergillaceae. The transcript is spliced from 6 exons. Bases 1 to 6993 code for a protein of 2330 amino acids. The record is from RefSeq and is a predicted model, not a curated record. Gene Ontology annotation, molecular function: ATP binding; helicase activity; ATP hydrolysis activity.